AUGAAACCUGCCACGAGCUUUAUCCUUCUUUUCCUUUCCAGUGCUUGCACUGCUUCCAACAGUCAGUGCAAGGUUUCUAGCAAUUCGCCUGGCGAAUGUGUUCAUACUACCACAACCAAGGGCUAUGUAGCUGUUCAAACAUCUGUCUGCUUUGAUGACCGGCCGUGCAAAGGGAAUGGGCAUGGGUGCGAUUUUGUAUCGCCGAAUCUGAAAGCAAUUUGCUACUAG
Messenger RNA from Plenodomus lingam JN3, 228 nucleotides. Lineage: Eukaryota; Fungi; Ascomycota; Dothideomycetes; Pleosporales; Leptosphaeriaceae. The record is from RefSeq and is a predicted model, not a curated record.